This is a messenger RNA of Cooperia oncophora, 684 nucleotides long. Lineage: Eukaryota; Metazoa; Nematoda; Chromadorea; Rhabditida; Trichostrongylidae. The record is from the annotation of a GenBank genome assembly.
UUGAAGGAGACGGAAACGCAGGUGAUCGACGUUCAGUCCUCGAACCCAAGCCUGGUGGCCGAAUGGAAGCGGAAACUAUCAGAUGACGUUGACAUCAUUACCACUAUUAUUCGACCAGAUUCGAAUCGAGCCGGAGAUGGAGGUCUUGGCAUUUCUUUGGAAGGAACUGUUGACGUCGUGAAGGGUCAUCAACUCUGCCCCCACCAUUACAUUGAGUCCAUCCGGCAAAAUGGUCCAGCAGCCGCUUCGGGAAUGUUGCAAGCUGGCGACGAACUGCUACAGGUGAAUCACUCGGUACUGUACGGAGAAUCACAUGUGACAAUUCGGCAAGCCCUUUCACGAGCAGUACAUUCUGGAGCACCGGUGACGUUGGUGGUAGCCCGACGGACACAGCACGUCAACGUCUUUCAGCCUACCUCAGAGAAAAGCCUUCCAGCUUCGUAUCCUCUACUCGCUUCGGGACAUGAAAAGAUCGUUAAGGCGAAAUCCGAGGUGAACAUCCCGGACCUGGUCUCGAACACCGAUGUUUUACUCCAGCAGGUUUCUCGUCGCCUAAGAGCGCGCUCACUUGAGCCCCUCACGGGAUUAGCCGUAUGGAACUGUGUUCCGUUGGUGGUUUGCCUUGAAAAGGACGAACGAGGAUUAGGAUUUUCUAUUGUUGAUUACCAAGGUCGGGGGUUCUAG